Entrophospora sp. SA101 is the source of this 210-nucleotide messenger RNA. Lineage: Eukaryota; Fungi; Glomeromycota; Glomeromycetes; Entrophosporales; Entrophosporaceae. The record is from the annotation of a GenBank genome assembly.
AUGGAGCCUUUUUCCCAAACAGAUAUUCAUAUAGCCCAAAGAUAUUCUUGUCACAGUAAAGUAGAACUUAGCACUGAUGUUUGGAAAGAAGGAUUAGUUAAUGGUUAUGAUACAGAGAAACAUCCGUCUAAAUUUAUUAUUGUAAAUAGUAAGGCAUGUUUAAUGAAACAAACCCGCUCAUUACUAAUAAAACUUUCUUUAGAUGAUUGA